UGACCAUCGAUCGAUUUGGGGGGAGCUCAGUGCGAAUCGUGUGCUGUGUGCAUCAAAAGCAACCAGUGGAAAUUCGCAGUUCUGCGGUAGCAGCAGGAAGAAUGCUUCAUCACGUGCAUAGAGUUUUCUGGGGUUGAAGUGAGGAAUAGUCAAGACAGGGAACAAUCCCGGUGCAGGUGCAUCUCAAGUGACAAAGUGGAGAAGAACGAAGGUCGAUUCAUUGAUUGGAACCCAGAUUAUGGAAGAGCUUCGUCGUCGUCGUCGCUUUUAUGGGUGAGCACGAGGAAAAUAAUAACAUCGAUAAACGAGUGGCUACGGCUGCUACUGCUUAUCAGGAGCUCCUCCAGCGAAUCCCCAAUCAAUCAUUAAUUAACUUGAUAGGUUUAUUCGCAUUGCAAGAAGCCGCAGCAUUUUGAGUGCUUAGAUAGUGCAACAGCUGGAAAGAGAAUUUUCGGUGAAGAAAAGCGACGCAAAGUGAAUGAUUCGCGGCAAAUAGUGAAAAUAUUUUAAACCACCUCUGAAGAAACCAGAAACAAAGUGCAAACACAGAGUGAGUGUGAAUCCGGUUUCCAGACCGAGGGAGAUAAAUAGGAAACCGAGGAAAAAGAUCCGCAAACGGAGAUAAGCCGGACGUAAACGGAGCAAAACAGAAUUCUUCCCCGCCAUCGGCCCUCUGUAGCUCAAUGGAAACAUCAACCCACUCUCCGGGAGGGUAGAGUUGGUAGGAGUCCUCACUGAUCGGGUGCGACCAGCAGCUCACACCCGGCUUCCAAUCGAGCAGCUUCCAGUUGCUUUCUGAAAAGCAUAAAAACAAGGACACUUUCUUUUCUGUUACACUUCACCACAGUCUCACAUCAGUCAGCCUGGCUCGGUUCAGCGGUGGCCACAAAAUGGCACGGCACAUCAUGGCGGUGUGCGUCGUGUGUUUACUGUGUGCCGAUCAUCUACCCUGCAAGCAGCACGACGCCGGUCUAAACGCCGGAACGGAUCCACGGUUAGCGAACCCCUCGGCAACAGCAACCACAACGGCGGAAGCGAUGAAUUCCAUCGUUGCGGUCGGCAAAGUUCCGCCGGUCAAGCGACAUACCCAUGGACAUGAUCAUCACCAUGAUCACGGGUCACAUGGUGGUCACGAUCACGAUCACGGCGGCGGUGAUGGAGAGGAAGACGAUCGGAUGGCGGCGAUCCGGGAGCAGUUGGAUCCCUUUAUGGUGUCCAUCUUCAAGGAGUUUGGCGAUUCCACUUCGAUGACGAUGGAUGUGGCCGGAUUCGAGAACAUGAUGAAACGACUGAACAUGUACCGGCUGGUGACGGAACGGUUGAGCGGGAGUAGUAGUGGAGGUGGUAGCAGUAGCAGUGGGAGUAGCUCAGUUACGGCGUCGAUCCAUGAUCAUCGGGACGCAGAUAGUGAUGAAGCGUGCAUCAACAGUGUCGACUUUGUGAAGCGGAUAGCAAUCCCGAAGCCACUGGCAAUGGCCACGUUAGGCCCUGCAGGGACGAAGCUCUCUCCGAAUACUUACGAUAGUGCAGCUAGGAACAUCACCAGUAGCAGUAGUAGCGAUAAGUCCAAUGCGACCACCACCUCCACGACCACCACAAGCACUGAAAGCGGUGGUAGCAGCAGCAGUAGUAACAGUAAUAGUAGCAGCGUUAAUGGUAGUGAUAGGACCCCAUCGUCGGUACGAUCCCACGAUACAAGUGAACUGGAUCGGCUGAAGGCAUCAAUCCGUCUGGAACGGGAUGAUCUGUUCAACAUCUGUCCGAUUCUGCUGGCACAGCUUGCGUCCAAGACGUCCCGUCAGCGCGCCGGAUGUAUCGAUCCGGAUGUUGUUCCGGACUUGGCCGGUUUUGGGCUGGAAACGGCACUCUAUCCUUCGAAAGAGCACGUCGGAGACGGUGGGGAUGACUCGAUCGAGAUGUCCGUCUGGAUCUAUUCCACGCUGGCGGUUCUGGGCGUCAGCUUGUGUGGUUUGUUGGGUGUGGCUGUGAUACCUUGUAUGGAUAAGCACUUCUAUCAGCAUGCGCUGCAAUUUCUGGUGGCGCUUGCGGUGGGGACACUUUGCGGGGACGCUUUGCUUCAUCUGCUUCCACACGCGAUGAUGGCCACUACGAUGAAGAAUUCCCACGACGAGAUGAUGUACAAAGGCCUGGCCGCCGUCGGGGGCAUCGUGUUCUUCUACUUCAUGGAGCGGUUCCUGACCGUCGUGGCUGAGUGGUACAAACACCAGGAGAAGAAGGAUAAACCUUCGUCGCGGGUGCGGGUCAUGCGGGAACCGGAAUCCAGUUCUCUGCAGCACGCGUCUAGUGGUGAAAAGCAGUGCAAGCACAAGUACAGUUCCUAUCCGUAUUGCUACGACGAGAUCGCGAUGGAAACCAAGGACGAUCACCACGAGCACAACCACAUGGAGAACCACAACCAUCACCACCAGAAUAAUCACAACAACGCCGCGGCCAAGUGCGCCAACAACCACGGAAACGAUUUCGGCGACGGGGAACACCCCAGAGGAGACUAUUGCUACCGCAAUUACAUCAACUCCAAGGGCGAUUCCACUCCACAGGACAAUAACACCGUUUCGACCAACCUGGACGAUGCUUCCAUCGAAAGCGAAACUCCGGCGAUCCCUAAGCCCAAACUGGAACCGGAGAACUACACCAUCAUCCUGCGGGAACACGAAACCAAGCACCACGGCCACACCCACAUGCACGGCCAUGUCCACUCGCCCCCAGGCUCCCUCUCGGCCGUAGCCUGGAUGGUCAUCAUGGGCGACGGGUUGCACAACUUCACCGACGGAAUGACCAUCGGGGCGGCCUUCGCGAACAACAUCGCCGGCGGGUUCUCCACGGCCAUUGCCGUGUUCUGCCACGAGCUUCCGCACGAACUGGGCGACUUUGCGGUGCUGCUGAAGGCGGGCAUGUCCGCCCGGGACGCCGUCUACUACAAUCUGCUGUCGUCGAUUCUGAGCUUUAUCGGCGUUAUGAUCGGAAUCGUGAUCGGACACCAGCCGGAAGCGUCGGCGUGGGUGUUCUCCGUGGCCGCCGGACUGUUCCUGUACAUCGCGCUGGUGGAUAUGAUCCCCGAGCUGACGUCCGCCCACGGCGCGGAGGACCGCUGCAAAACAUCCGAGUUCCUGUUACAAUUCUUCGGCAUGACGUCCGGCUUCGGCAUCAUGCUACUGAUUGCAAUGUACGAGCACGAUCUCAAGGAAAUGUUCGUCGAUUAGAGGGAGGUGCUGUCGAAACGUAAAAAACCCGGAUCCGAGAUCAGAGGUGAUUAUGAGAUGAUACAUCCAUCAUCGAUCGAGAAAGUUUUUAGGUAUACAUAUAGGCGUGUUUCACUAUUUAGGAGAUAGCAACACAGUAAGGAUUUAUGAUGAGACGAGACUCACCUUUCCGCCUAAGGGAGUGGGGGUGGUGCGAAAAUUACGACGGAACAAUUGCGUGUAUAUGUAUCAGGUGUUCAUUCGGUUGAAUGCGUGUGUUACGAAUUUCAAUAAGCUAAAAGUAUUAGUCGCGGCUUUUCAACUUGCUUUAGAUUUUAUUCUUUGAAUAACCAAAAAUAAUACAAUAUUAUAAUUUGUAGCAGUUAGGAAUUUCUAGUUUUUUUUUUCUACUUUUCUUAUUUCGUAUGAUUUAGAACAGUAACCGUUUUACACACAAUUGUACAAAACCUUAAAUAACACUUUUAUGGCGAAAUGGACAAUUCCAUUUUGGACCUUCCUCGCUAAUUACAGUUUCGUACAAACAGUAUGACUUACACAGGGGCAGUUGUAACAUCAUAUGGGAAAUUAUGUCCCCUUUGAACUUAACACAUCCACAUGUACGGUACUACGCCAUUUAGGGGUAACGUCCAUCUCAACCUAGAGGUACUUAAACCUCCAUAUGGUCACACUUAACAGAUUCUACACUGGAACGAACUUCACUUGCCAAUAUGUACAAUAUUCCAUAUAGCCCGGAUCAACUGUCGCGCGGUUGCCGCAGUCCGAAGUCCGAAGGUGCACCGUUUAACAGCCGCUAGUAGAACUCAUACGUAGCAAUCACAAGCAUUUACUAAUUCAAGGACAUUAUAGAAUUCUAUUUUCUCAACUUUAACUUUUUCAGUUCAACCCUGUUUAGCUCCUAAGUAGGUACGUAUCAAAUUGUAGUGAUCUUAUUUCUUUUGCAAAAAAAAACAAACGAACUUGAGUUAACUUUGGUAAGCAGGAGUAUUAAGUGCGUAGGUCGUGGUGGUUGCAAGUAGGUUAGCAACGUGGGAAAGUCGACGCAGAUUGAUAUCGUCAAUUUUUGCGGUGAAAAGCAAGUGUCUUUUUCAAGACCACACAACACCACAUACACUGAACCGUGUCAUUCAUCUGCAAACAUCAUGAGAUCACAACAGACAGCUGUAAUUAAAACCACACUCUUUAAGUAGGAUUAAA
Messenger RNA from Aedes albopictus (Asian tiger mosquito), 4415 nucleotides. It is a transcript of the gene foi, whose product is annotated as zinc transporter foi. The record is from RefSeq and is a predicted model, not a curated record. Bases 891 to 3221 code for a protein of 776 amino acids. Lineage: Eukaryota; Metazoa; Arthropoda; Insecta; Diptera; Culicidae. Gene Ontology annotation, molecular function: zinc ion transmembrane transporter activity; monoatomic cation:bicarbonate symporter activity. Gene Ontology annotation, biological process: intracellular monoatomic cation homeostasis; zinc ion import across plasma membrane. Gene Ontology annotation, cellular component: plasma membrane. The transcript has 5 exons.